UCCCGUCAUACACUGGCGGACGCCAGCCAGAGUUGGCAGCUCGCUGCUCUCGCUUCGGCGUCGCGUACUAGCUUGCCGCUGACUUGGACUUAGCGUCGACGCGGACUGGGCGGACAAGGCAGAACAAGAGUUGCAGGCGCAAUGAAGGCACUGAUCCUGGUGGGUGGCUACGGGACGCGCCUGCGGCCGCUGACGCUAAGCAUACCGAAGCCGCUGGUGGAUUUCUGCAAUAAGCCCAUUUUGCUGCAUCAAGUGGAGGCGCUGGCCUCGGCAGGCGUGGAUCACGUGAUUCUGGCCGUGAGCUAUAUGUCUCAGAUGUUGGAGAAGGAAAUGAAAGCACAGGAGCAAAGGCUAGGAAUCCGAAUCUCCAUGUCCCAUGAAGAGGAGCCUUUGGGAACAGCUGGACCCCUGGCACUGGCCCGUGACCUGCUCUCUGAGACUGCGGAGCCUUUUUUUGUUCUGAACAGUGAUGUGAUCUGCGAUUUUCCCUUCCAAGCCAUGGUGCAGUUCCACCGCCACCAUGGCCAAGAGGGCUCCAUUCUGGUGACCAAAGUGGAGGAGCCCUCUAAGUAUGGUGUGGUGGUGUGUGAGGCUGAUACAGGCCGUAUUCACCGGUUCGUGGAGAAGCCACAGGUGUUUGUGUCCAACAAGAUCAAUGCAGGCAUGUACAUCCUGAGCCCUGCAGUGCUGCAGCGCAUCCAGCUGCAGCCCACGUCCAUUGAGAAGGAGAUCUUCCCGGUCAUGGCCAAGGAGGGGCAGCUCUAUGCCAUGGAGUUGCAGGGCUUCUGGAUGGACAUUGGGCAGCCCAAGGAUUUCCUCACAGGCAUGUGCCUCUUCCUGCAAUCAUUGCGACAGAAGCAACCUGAGCAACUGUGCUCAGGUCCUGGCAUUGUGGGCAACGUGCUAGUGGACCCAAGUGCCCGCAUUGGCAAGAACUGCAGCAUUGGCCCCAAUGUGAGCCUGGGUCCUGGUGUAGUGGUGGAGGAUGGCGUGUGUAUCCGGCGGUGCACAGUGCUGCGAGAUGCCCACAUCCGCUCCCACUCCUGGCUUGAGUCCUGCAUUGUAGGCUGGCGCUGCCGAGUGGGCCAAUGGGGGACUGGAAGGGAGUGGCCCACAGGGGAAGAGGAGGAGAACCUCAGAGGAAGACAGUCCCCAUCCCAGGAAUGGAACAAGGAAUUACCAGCCUGCCCUCUGGUGAAAUGCACGACUCUCCAGGCAGCAACGUUCAACCUACUUGAAGCUUCACAAGUCCAAGCACAGUCUGGUGGGGAGGCAUGAAAUCUCCCUUCUCAAAAGACCCCCAGAGGCACUGCAGGCCACUCUAAGCAGAAUCUCUCCCACAAGCCUGUGAGUCAGCGCUAAGGGGCACCAUGGUCUGUGCCCCCAGCUUUUCAGCAGUAAAAAGCCAGCUGAGCAUGGUUAAGAUGGGAGGGCUGAGCCUGAACUCCCUGUCCCCUGAGGGUAGAGUCCUCUUAAGGGCUGGCACUGGUCUUGGCCUAAUGGCGGAAGCAGUGCCCUGGCUUCAUAAGCACCUCACCACUCCCACUGCAGGGAGGCAGGGAAGUGGGGACUGGGGAACCUCUCCCAAGUAGGGGAUGAGAUGGGGGGGAUCCCCACAAAUGUCCUGGAUCCAGUUAUCUUCGAGUUUCUAAUAAAGGCAGUAUGUGCUCAUUCCUGGAGCCUCUGCAGA
This is a messenger RNA of Sus scrofa (pig), 1690 nucleotides long. NCBI's taxonomy places the organism in Eukaryota, Metazoa, Chordata, Mammalia, Artiodactyla, Suidae. The record is from RefSeq and is a predicted model, not a curated record.